Molecule: messenger RNA, 921 nt
Organism: Babesia bovis T2Bo
Lineage: Eukaryota; Apicomplexa; Aconoidasida; Piroplasmida; Babesiidae
Product: large subunit ribosomal protein L46 family protein
Exons: 3
Coding region: 67-885 (272 amino acids)
Cellular component (GO): mitochondrial large ribosomal subunit
Molecular function (GO): structural constituent of ribosome
Source: RefSeq, a predicted model, not a curated record
AUCUAUCUUUUACACAUUUACAUUAUUUGCAUUUACAGCAGUGUUAUUAAGUCACUGCGCUAACGAAUGUUACGCUGUGUACCCAAGUUUGCAGGCGCCAGGGCACUCACGGAACACUGUGGAUGGAAGGUACAACUCGCUCUAUGCGUGGACAGACAACCAACUGAAUACGUAGAACCGCCAGAAGAUAAAGCAUAUAGGGAGUUCAUUGAAGCGUGGAACUCGGCAACGCGCAACCAGCUAAAAGUGCCACGUCUGUCUACCAUAGAAAGCAAAAUUACACAUAAGAUCACACCUUCAAAGGAAAAACUCGUCACUAAAGCGGACAAGGAGUCUGCAACUAACAUAGAGGUGUCAGGUGAACUUGAUACUCUUCUAGCUGGAGAAAUUUCUUUGGUACCUACCAGAAGACGAUCAAAGCGAGGCGAUCAGGAAGUCAAGAAAGUCGAAAAAGUAAAUGUAGACAACGACGUGAGAAACGUUGAACGUUUGUCAAAAGAGUGGUUGUUUCUCUUAGUCAAGCACAAGGUUCAUGGAUGGAACCUGCCAACAACUGACCUCUACCACGGAGAAGGCCUUAGACAGACAUUGAAGCGGAUUUGUGUUGAGCAACUGGGAAAUGAAUAUAACCCAUAUUUUAUCGGGUAUGCCCCGUUCUUAUACAGAACAAUUCCAUUUGACAAACUAGACGAACAAAUAGAUAUCAAGGGUAACAAAGUAUUCUAUUUCAGAGCCAGACAUAUACCAGGCACAACAUUAAACAUUAACACUGAAGAUAACCAUAUAAUAGACCACGCCUGGUUUACAUUGGAAGAAGUUGCGAACAAAGUCAACGAUCAUAGGCUAAUUCAAGCACUGCCAAUACUGCAAAAUGGCGUUCCAUAAACAUAGUAAAACCAACAGAGUAGCGCCGCUUACUAU